GUCUGUCAGUCUUGCGGCCUGCCUGCAUCAUCCAAAAAUGUCAGGUCGCCUGUCCAUCGCCUGUCGCCUCUAUCUGCUUACCCCCCCUACCCCCGUCUUGGCUCUUUCAAAGAUACCUCAUCAAGUACGGAUACCUUACUUACCUGCUCUUUACUGUACCUUUGCUCAGCUAUUAUCGUUCUCGCCCGUUUGCUAUAUUCGACGUCGCUUCCAAUAUCCUUCUUUUCGCUGCACCCGAUAUCACUCACUAGAGUCACCACUUGUCCCUUGCCUCGAACCAACACACAUACCUUUGUUUCGUUCCGUUUCGCCGGUACUUGUUUCUCCUCUGCGACGACAAAAAAGAGUUGCCCAAAGAUAAGAAAAAAGUCAACGACGGCGCUACACGGAUAGAGAUUAAGGCCAAAGACAAGCCGGUAGACCCCUGGAAGCUUACCUGCCUCUCUUGUUCAGCUACCAAGAAAGAUCCGCAAACUGGGGCAAAAACAUCGCCGGGGAAAAAACAACACCCAAGCAACGGCCUGACCCCCCAGCCACCCCAGUUUGCGAACCUCACACCUUCGCCUCACCCCUCCACUCUCACCACUUGGCCUUCCCUCCUUUGCGCCAUCCAAUUCUGAGCUCCUUCUUCUCACUCAGCUGUCCCUCGACGUUAAUCCGCAAUUUCAAACUAACAUCGUUGCUUUUUCAUUUUCGGGCCCCAUUUGCGCACUGCGUUGUUUGUGGCAUAAGCGGCCACAGGUCUCUCUGUGUCUUUUUUCUUCCUUCUUUGGGGGAUAUUCCGUUCGCUGCCUUUCGCAGACAUCGCCGAACCGCAACGGCUUUCUCUCUCUCUGUAUCCCAGUGUCUCGCUCGCAGCCAGGUGUGAAAGCUCCUUCGGAUACAGCUUGUUCGCCCAGCCCGCCCAGUUUUUUUUUUACCCUCCCGCAGCAACGAACUGCUCCUCAUGUCUUGACGGCGACUGCACCCACAACAAAUCCUUGCCCACCUUGGACGGCAGCUGGCGAAUCCACCCACCCUCUCCUCUCCUCACCUCUUCUCUCCUCCUUCUUUCCUCGAUCGACGGAAAGGACGAGAUCCAAAAUAGAGGUGUGAGCCGCUGAUCGAGGCACUCAUCAUCCGCGCCCGCGCAUCAACAGCCUCUCCGUCGCCGAGGCCUUCGAGCAUCGCACCACAAUGGGUGUUGACUCGAAUAAGCCUCCUCCACUCCCUGCCCCGACCGAAACCGACUCCGUCACCCCCACCGAGCUGGCGACCGAUGUGUCCAGGCCAAACGACGAAGCUUCCCACUACUCUCUGCCCGACGACGGCACACCCGUCACCAUCAAAACCCGCGGCCACAGGGCCAAUCGUUCUCAGACGUCCCUCCUCAUUGAGUAUUUCGAGGGUGGCAAGCCUGGCCCCGAGGGAACAGUCGAACGCAAACCCAGCGUCCGCGUGCGCCUGACCCCGUCCAAGAAGCACCGCGGUGACCACAUCCAAAUCACCGAGACCAAGGGCAACACCCGCAAGACCUCGUUGACCCGCCGUGUGCCUCUGCCGUCCACCACAGCAACCUCCUCGCACCUCGACGUUGAAGCUCUCGAGGGCGAGGACGCCGACAGUAUGCGGUCCUACGCCUCCGCUACGGAGGAGUCCAAUGUCUCGAGAAACCCAAUCGACAUUGAAAUUGACCACCGCGGCGGACGGCGUCGUCGGCCGGCGAGUCCAUUGAUUCCCGAUGCCGAUGCUCAGUCUUCUUACCUGGCUCCCAACAUGUCCGACAUCUCGGCAAUCCCCCAAGACAGCUUCCUCGACGGCUCUGGCUCAACAGUAUUAACAAAGAACUCCGAAAGACGCAGUAAGAGCACGUCGCGGGGUAAUGAGCUGGCGGCCGGCGUCACAGGUGCAUUGGCUGGCGCCGCGAUAGCUGAUCAUGCAAAGAGCAGUAGAAGCAAAAGACACAGCGGCGAAAGAAAGGUGUCGGGGGAAAGAUCCUCAAGAGACAAAGAUCGCAAGCACCGUUCGAGCAAGAGUCGGACAAGCAGCGUCAGCGAGAAGCAAUCGGAAGGAACGCGAUCACCCCGACGACGUUCCAGUCGGGGCCAUGUUGACUCUGUUUUAUCUGGGGCAGAUUCCAGUCUUUUAUCAUCCAGCAUUUCUCCCAGCCACCGUUCCUACGACCAAAGCUCGGUCCGCUCCGGAGCUUCCAAAUCGUCCAUCAAUAACCCGAAAUUACUCGAGACAGUAGAGGAUGCCAUUCGUCGACUUAUUCUGCCAGAACUGAGCGCAUUGAAGAGGGAGCAGAGCAAGCGCGAAAGCCGCCGCAGCUCCAUCACAUCAACAGGAACAGGGACGUCUCUAUCUCGCGAGGAACUGGGGGUAGACCGACGCAAAUCCGCCGAUAAGCGCAGCGAAGCCGGUCGCGACAGCCGGCAUCGAGAACGCAGAGACCGGGAAGCUCGCCACGACUAUGUUGACUCUCCCCGAAGCGUUGCAGGCGAGUCGGUGGAAGAAUCAUCCAUUGUCUCCAUUGACGAUACACCACGGCGGAGCGAUGGCGCGCUCAAGGCCGCCGUUGGAGGUGCUGCAGCAGCUGGGCUUGCCGCUGCCGCAAUGAACGCAGCAUCGCCAUCAUCGGAGGAUAGACGGCAGCGGAGGCGCCGGCGUGCUGAUGGCUCAGCUCGAAGCAGAAGUGUAGGUCGCGAGAAGUACGACGAAGAGUUCCACGAGGAAGAGGUUCCCGCGCCGCCAAUGCCGUUAAUGAGCGAGAUCAAUCCCUCCGAAAUGACGCGAACCUCAAUUCUUUCGGCUGAUACCGAUCGUCCCCAUUCCGCCAUGGAGGAGAGAGCCUCUGUCCAGGAGGUUGCCCGGGGCAACGCCUCCCUUGGCUCCUCGCCAACGCCAACGCAAGCAGCACCAAUGACCAAUUUGCAACAGACUCUAGGCACGAAGCACGCCAAUAUUUCUCACGGCGAUUUGAGAGAACUUUCUCGGUCACGGACCGGAGAUUUCUUGGAGCAAAGCGAGGUUUCGGAGUUCAGCCAAAGUCCUUCAUCACAAAUCCGCGAUGAAUACGACGACUACGACGAUCGAAGCCGCGUCACGGAGAGCGAAGGCGACUAUGUGGACUCUGGCGAUUACGACUACUACAACACGCAGGAUGUGCCGCCUCCAUUGAAAUAUGUCCCUUACCAGCCAGAGAGGCGUGGGUUGAGCCCAAUUUACAGUGUGUCCGGCUACACGGAGGCUGGUAGCGAAACGGCUGCUCAGCGUGACUCGAGGAUGUCGCAUGGGACCGCUUCGCCAACCAAGUCUCAGGCAUCUCACACUGAUCUGAGAGCCCUUUCUCCGGCGUCAGUACCAAGUAAUGUGAUGAGCCGGGGCUUCGAUGAGCAGUCUGUGGAUGAUCGUAGCGUCCGAAGUGGACAAGACUACCGCAACAGCCAGUACACGGAGGGCAGCGAGAUCGCAACUUCUACCGGCCAGGCUGUGCGUGGUAUUGCUGCAAAUCCCAACAUUAUUCAUGUUCCAAACGGUGUCGAGUCCAACGUAGCUUCACUCGUGGACGGCUCCAUGCUUGAGUCUCAACUUACCACGGGCUCUGGAUACGACUACAGGGACUCCCAAGUAUCGUACGGUAACGAGUCCAAUGUUUCCUAUGGACCGGAAUCCUAUGUGUCGUACGCCAAAGACUCCAAUGUCUCCUACGAUGACCAGUCCAACAUUCAACCCCGUUCGCGCGACGUCAGCCCAGAAAAGCGAUCUGUCGCUGACCAGCGGGAAUUUUUCGAGCAACGCGAGCGCGAGAGCAGUCGCACGCCUACUUCGAGUCGCCAGAGCCACCGGUCAAGAGAGUUUGCUGGAGAGUACGACCUGGACGAGUAUGGUAGAAAGGUUGCUCCUGCUAGGUACAGAAACUCCCCUUCUACGUCUACACGGCACUCGCCUACUGCCUCCGAAAAGGCAAUUGCCGCUGGUGCGGUCGGCGCAGCAGCUGCUGCUCUCAAGGCCGCCAAGGACAAGACGAAGCAACCGACCGUGGAGGAGGUCGACGAGGAGCAUGCUGAAGAAUGGGUUCCCGAGGGAGUCACGAGAAACAAGUCCUUCAAACAGCGAGCGAUGGAAGGCCGGGAGCCAGCAAACACCCCGGCACACAGCGUCGACCGUCUCGACCUCGAGGACAAGCCCAAGAUGGGUGCUAGUGCCAUGCCGACAUUUGACGACCCAAUGCCUGAGGUCGGAUAUGUAGACGACGAUGCGCUGACCAAUCCGUCGUUGGUCCGCGAGCCGCUCGGCGGCAGCGACCACAACGAUGGGGACCACUGGCCUGGCGAUAUCACCCCUCGCCAAGGCACGCCUCGCCAGAGCGACUAUGACCAGUCUUAUGAGGAGUACAACUCGGAGAAGCACAGCCCGCGCGGCCACGGUGGUUAUGGGAUGGCCGCUGCCGGUGCCGCCAUGGGAGCCGCCGCCGGCGCAGCCAUGGCUCACCACCGACAAGCCAGUGGAGAGCAUGAGGACGAGUGGCGACGCACAUCGGCUGAGCGAAAGCGCGAUACUGUCAUUACGAAUCCCUAUGAUGGCGCGAGCCCCGUCGAUCAUCCCGACCUGCUCGGUGGCAGAGGAUUCGAAGACUAUGCUGCUGGGUACCACGCCAACAGUCCAGGUGGGCACAAGAAUCUGGAUGAGGGUUACAUCUCUCAAGGUCCCAUCCACUCGCCCAAUAUGCAGCCCACCAGCAAGGCCAUGAUGCCCUUUGGCGAUAUGAAUGCGGAAGAUCCCUUCUUCGCACCCCAGCACUCACGACACCUGAGCGGUCUUUCCCAGGGCAUGAACUCGCCGCUGUACGAUGCCGCCACUGGCAACGGUAUCGACAGGAUCGAAUCCAAGGACAUUAUUGCCUUAAUGCAACAUCUCAUGGUCCGCGAUGCUCAACGGAGCGCUCGUGACACGGAGAUUCUCGUCACGCUGGUCCGCUCUGCGGCUGAAAUGCGCAACUCUUUUGAUGACCUCAAGAAACUUCUUGCCAACACCGAGGACGUCAUCAUCAAGGAGGUCCAGGAGAACACUGACGAGACGGUCAAGAACGCCGUCGCCGGCUCCCGAGCUUACCCUGGCAGCCUUCCUCGCUCUGUCAAGGGCUACAGCGCUGCAUCCCAGAACAGCACUCUUGAUGAGACCGCCAAGAAGAGCAACUUCUUCCGCAAGGCGCUCAAGGGCCUCAGCAACAAGGGCGCCAACGAUCUCAGCAGAAUCGAGGACAUGCUCAUGCAGCUACUGGGCGAGGUCGACACACUCAAGGCACAGACUAUGAGACCCGGCAUGGUUAGUGGCCGGCCAUCUUACGAGAACCUCACCCCGGAGAUGCAGUACGAGCAGGAUCGUGGCUACGAGCCCGAAGGUCAGGCUGGCACCUCUACCACCAGCCAGGGCAGCCACUCCGGGAUGUCAUCCUUUGCCCAAUCUCGCGGGCCUUCCAAGAUGGCCUACGAACCAAACCGCAUCAGCACCGUUCACGAAGACAAUGAGGAGGACUACAUCUCCCAGAACAACUACCAUGAGCCUCAGGGUAUGCUUACACCGACUCGGGAGUUCUCUCGUGGCGGUUCUGUGCCCCUGGGCACUCCUCCCCAACCCAUGGCCGCACAGAACGCAUCGUUGAGCAAUGACAACACUCCCAAGACGGACAAGGGCAAAAAGCAUAAGAGGGGGUCAUCGAGCUGGUUCCCCAAGAUUUCUCGGUGGUCCGAGUCGACGGCUACAAGCGUAAGCAAGGCUUUCCGCGGCAGCGGCUCUAGCAAGAAGGAACACGAAGACGAGUUCCUGCAACAUCCUCCAUCCCGAUCUGGAUCCGAUCUACGAUACGACGACCGGUAUCAGAACGAGUUUGGCGGUAGUGACCAACUGCACUCUGGAUUCUCGCAGCAGGAUCUCGCUGCUCCUCAGCCCCCGCACCUGGAUCCUCCUGCCACCUACAUGACCCCUGAGGACCCCAAAUACAAGGCGCACCGUAACUCGGUCAAUCUUCAACAUCCCCAGCCUCGUCAAGGACAGACUGAGAGGUUCAAGGCUGCCCUCGAAAGCCAAGCAUACGACUACGACACGCCUAUGUCUCCCAGAUCUGCAGACUGGGCCGGCUCAGCCACCAGCUUGCACCGCUUCCCCCCAAAUGCCAAUAGCUAUAGCAAUGGCUCCCCCGCGACAGGUGGUGACUACUACACGUCCUCCUCCCCCGCUGGCCCACCCAGGCCGCCCAAGGAGCCCAUGGACGAGAUGACCCACACGCCCGCCAAGAAGCGAAUUUCCAACUUGGCCUUGAAGAGCAGCCCUCUUCCCUACAACAGUGUUGAGAGUGGUUACGGCACUGGCCCUGGCACCCACGCCGCCAGCACUAGCAACUAUACCGGCAGCCCCAAGCCGGAGAACCGCAACCUCAGCGGUGCCCGUGGCAUGCCUGCGCGUAGGCCUUCCGGGCCGCGGGCCAUGACCCCCAAGAGUGCGGAGGAGGAAGCCGCCAGAGAAGAGCGACGUCGCAAGAGAGACACCUUUGGCACAGUCGCUAGCAAUGAGACCGACACCUUCUAGACAAAAAGAUGCCUCCCCACAGAGAUUCGUUUGCGUACCACACACAAAAUAAGCACUACUACAUGAGUUGAUGCUACUGGAUAGCUUGAACACAUGAUCAGCUAUAAUCAUUGAACAUAUUGGAUGCAGAUGAAAGAAUCUGCUAUAGAGAUGCAGCGGCAACCAAUCAAAAAAGGGGGGCGAGUUGUACAGCCGCAGGGAGGAAGCGGAAGGGGACGAUGGAGGUGGAUUUGGUUCGCUACUCAACCUAACGACGACAUGACACGCAAUUGAUGGCUUUUGCGUUUUAGCGAUGUUUUCGAGGUGGAGGAGGAAGGGGGAGGGAACGACAGCACAGCAUGACCUCAGUUGGCCAUGUUGCGUUGAGGAUAGUGCCGAAGGAAGAAAGGCAUGGAAUAGGUUUGGAACGCGCGACAAAGUUGGUUGAUACCACAUUCUCGAUAUUGGGCUGCUGUGUUUUUUCUUCAAGAGCAGCCGUGACGCAUGGCAGAUACCAUUAGGGGUUUUUGACUGUAAUAGUAGUCGUGGAUAAUGGAACCUCAACUUCGCCC
Molecule: messenger RNA, 7118 nt
Organism: Colletotrichum scovillei
Lineage: Eukaryota; Fungi; Ascomycota; Sordariomycetes; Glomerellales; Glomerellaceae
Exons: 3
Coding region: 1177-6567 (1796 amino acids)
Source: RefSeq, a predicted model, not a curated record